Schistosoma margrebowiei is the source of this 1465-nucleotide messenger RNA. The record is from the annotation of a GenBank genome assembly. Lineage: Eukaryota; Metazoa; Platyhelminthes; Trematoda; Strigeidida; Schistosomatidae.
GGUCCGAUGCCGAUUUCAGUGGAUAGGGAACGCCGUGCGAACGCCGGAGCCCGGAUGGCUCGGUUGUUGAAUGAAGAAGAGGAGGAUGAAUUCUAUUCCAAUAUUUAUGGUGGAUUUGCAGAAGAAGAAGAAGAUGCAGAUUAUCAGUCGGAAAGUUCAGUUGAAGAUGUAAUUGACUCUGAUUUCGCUGAUGAAAGCAGUGGAUCUGAUGAAAAUGACGCAACAGCAAUAGCAUCGGACGAUGAUGAAAACAAACGCCAAAAGCGUCAAUCUAAUCGUGUUGUUACAAAAGGUUACAAAGAACCUAAACGUGCUAAAAUUACUCGUCCUCAAGAAAAUAAAUUAUCUGAUAAGAAGGCUAAUAAUGAUAAAAGUUUAACUGAUUCUCAGAGUAAAUCUACCGUACAAAUUAAAGAUAAGCAACAACAGAUAACAAUAACAAAGAAAACUUCAGGGCAAGUUUCAACUUAUGAACGACCAGAAUUACGGGCAAGCACAUUACAAGCUACAGCUGAUCAAGAAGCCGAAACCACGCGUAGACGAAUAGCCAAUGCUGAGAACACAGCUGUUCGUCGUAAAGCGUUACUAGCUGAAAUCGCUCAGCGCAAAAAUCUUCCGGAAGUUCGGCGUUUAACUCAAGAAGAAUUGUUGGCUGAGGCAAAAAUCACCGAAGAAAUUAAUCGUCGUUCUUUAGCUCGAUAUCAACGCUUAGAAAUUGAAAAGAAAAAAGCACGCAUUCAAAAAACGGUCAAUUCCACUCCAAUGAUUCGUUAUCAUUCAUUCACUGUUCCAAUUAUUGAGGAACAGCACAAUAUAUACGGAGUGUUAGCUAGUAAUGACGAUGAGUCAACUAUUCGAGCUGGUCCCAUAAUUACAGAUCAUUCAGCUAAAUGUUCAAGAAAUCUAAUAACGUUUGCUAAUGAUGCAUGUUUUCGUGAUUCAAUGCCUGAAACAGUCACUCCACUUCCAGAACCUGGUUGCCCUGCUCCUACUCCUAUACGUCCAGAACGUCGUUUACGUAUAUGUCCAAUUACUGGUUUACCAGCACGUUAUUUAGACCCAUUAACUUUAACACCAUAUGCUAAUUUAGCCGCAUUUCGUGUACUUCGACGCUUAUAUUCUGUACAUUUAGAAACAAAAAAACCACCAAUAGAAUUAUUACGUGAAUAUCGGCAUGGUCGUUGACAUUUUUUCUACAUUAGUAUACAUUAAUAAGAACUAGAUGAUGUUUUAUAUAUUGUGUUAGUAAUUUAAAAAGUUCUUGAUUUUAAAAACAUACUUUGAUCCAAUCUGUACAUCACUAACAAGUCCCUGUACAUGUACAUAAUCAUCUUUCACUUAUUCAUAUAUUUAUUUUUAAGAGGCUAAUCUUAUACAUGCUCAUUUACAAAUCAAUGUUUCAACAUUCAUGUUUGCGUUAUUCCUUAGCUAUAAAUGUACUUUACUAAUAAACAUGUUUCGCAUA